AAAAAUUAUUUAUAUCUUCAAAUGGCUGAAAGUACUACAGCAAAUGUCAAUUGGGCAGAGAUCUCUGAUGAUGAAGAAAUUGUUCCACAACAUCCAUAAGAAACAUAAAAUUAAGAAAUUUAACCCUAAGAUGUCAAAUAAGAAUAACCAUAAGAAUUAAAUAAUGAACAAAAGAAAUAGUCAAAAAAACCAUAUUAAAAGCAUCAUAAACCAGAAUGGGUUAGGCUCAAAGAGUUAUAAAAGAAAUAGGCUGAACAAAUUUAAAAAGAAUAACAAGCUUAAUUAGAAGCUAGAAGAAUCAAACCAAGUGUAUUCAAUAUUUAUAUUUCCAUAGAAAAAUAAUUUCCAAGGACUUAUGAAUGACAGUGAUGAAGAGGAAUAAAAACCUCAAGAAACUACCUAACCUGAAGAAUAAACUCAAACCUAAGAAUAACCUAAAGAAGAAUAAAUUGAUUAAUACCAAAGUAAUUUUAUAAAUUUAAACUUAGUCUUGAAACAAAGAUAAACAUAAGAAGAAAAAUAAUAAUAAUAAUCAAAAAAGAAAGAUUAAAAGAAAAAAGAUAAUGAAGAUUUAGAUGCUAUUUUAAAUGAAUUAGGAUUCACUUAAAAAGAAUCUCAAUAAACUGGAGAUUAAGAAAAAAAAAAGAAGAAAAAGAAUAAAAAUAAAGAUGCUGAUAAAUAACCAGUUACCACAGAAAAUAAGCCAGAAUAAUAACAAUAGUAAUAAUAACAAUAACCAUAACAAUAAUAAUAAUAGAAUGAAAAAGUUGACAUCAAAAAGGUUUUAGCAGAAAAAGCCAAAAAAACACAAAGCGGUUCUCAUCAAGUUGAUAAAGUAUUAUUUAAUUAAUAAUUUUAGGACUUAGAAAGAGUGAAAUAAGAAAUUGAAAAGAGAAAUUAAAAGUCUAAGAAAAAUAAGAAAUAAGACUUAGAUCUUUGAUUUGGUAAAUUGAUAAAUAAUAC
Paramecium sonneborni is the source of this 963-nucleotide messenger RNA. The record is from the annotation of a GenBank genome assembly. NCBI's taxonomy places the organism in Eukaryota, Ciliophora, Oligohymenophorea, Peniculida, Parameciidae.